This is a messenger RNA of Aphanomyces invadans, 721 nucleotides long. RefSeq lists its product as hypothetical. The coding region runs from base 94 to 636 and encodes 180 amino acids. The record is from RefSeq and is a predicted model, not a curated record. The transcript has a single exon. Lineage: Eukaryota; Oomycota; Saprolegniomycetes; Saprolegniales; Verrucalvaceae.
GCCAACUUUUGUGGCGGCGCUUCGCCUGUGCACCACCCGCGGUUUCCUCAAGGGGGUGGCGGCUCACUUUUCAAUUUGCGCCGUGCUCAAGCCAUGAGCUUGUCGUUCGUCCCGUGCCCAGUCGACUUUGACUUGGGGCCCGUGCCCGCAACACCGCCCCGAAAGCGGCCGUACCGGUCGAGCUUUGUCAUUGUCCUCGACGAGAACGUGACCAAGUACCGCGGUCAGUGCAAGUACAAGUCGGGCAAGUGCAAGAACGAGCGGACGUUGAAAUUCAACGGCCAGAUCCACACGCUGUGCGAAGAGCACCGCCUCCGACACAACCGCAUCCAGAACAAAUCCGACAGCAAGAUCCGCAAAGCUAAGCGCAUGCAGUCCAUGUACGCCAAGCUCGCGUCCGAUGCAACCGUCACGAACGACUCGAAGCUCAUGGAGAUCCUGUACCAUUCUAGCACCGACACGUGCUCGUCGUCGGGCGAGUCGGACUACGCCAUGUCGACCGUUGACGAAUUCGCAAAGGUCCCCGACAUCAAGCUCGAGGACUUUGACGUGGACGAAUCAUCCUGGUCCCCCGAAGACACGUUCAUCUUUCAGAACAUUAUGGGGCUUGGCACGUCCAGUAGCGGGGUGCUGUAGGGCCGCUCGUUCAAGGCGUCGUAGUCGGUAGGUUGUAAUGUAAUUCGAGAGCUAGGUCACUGCCAAACGCACACAUACGUUGCUG